Messenger RNA from Struthio camelus australis, 751 nucleotides. Lineage: Eukaryota; Metazoa; Chordata; Aves; Struthioniformes; Struthionidae. The record is from RefSeq and is a predicted model, not a curated record.
UUUUUCUCUCCUUCUGCUGCAGGACAGACUCUGCAUCCCACAUGAACUACGAAAAUCCUCCACCUUACCCAGGCCCAGGCCCAACUGCUCCAUACCCGCCCUAUGCACAACAACCAGGUGGUCCUCCAGGCCCAUACCCAGGUUAUCCACCUGGGCCUACUGGACCUUAUCAGCCAGGUCAACCAGGCUAUCAAGGUUAUCCGCAGUAUGGAUGGCAAAAUGCACCUCCACCUCCAGGACCAGUCUAUGCAGAUGGGCCUAAAAACACAGUGUAUGUCGUGGAGGAGCGGCGGAGGGACAACACGGGUGAGAGUGCCUGCCUGACAGCGUGUUGGACUGCGCUGUGCUGCUGCUGCCUCUGGGACAUGCUGACUUGACUGCUGAAGCCACCUCUCAUACCUCUCAGUGCUAUGCAGUCUCCUGACUUCUAUCCUGACUUCUUUCUGUUACUGUAAUCAAUGCUCUGCUUUGCACAGCCAAGAGUUCCUGUCUGUAAGCCCUAGCACUGUGGGGUAGUGCACUCCUUUAUUUCAGUAAAGGAAAUCCCUUUUUAACAUUUCUAAGACUUUUGUUGUAACUUUGAAGAGUGUGCUAAUGGUAUAUUUUGGCCAAAGGCAUUCUGAUAAAAACAUGUAUUUAUCAGUUGAAAUUUUCCUAGUCCUAGAAAUGAAGAUAUAUAUGCAAUAAUUAAAGCCAACAGUUGAUUUUCUUUGCUAGGUCCUGAUUGUUUCAAUAAAUCUGUCCAACAGAG